Messenger RNA from Daucus carota subsp. sativus, 1116 nucleotides. Its product is annotated as peptidyl-prolyl cis-trans isomerase CYP21-4-like. Gene Ontology annotation, biological process: protein peptidyl-prolyl isomerization. The transcript has 8 exons. NCBI's taxonomy places the organism in Eukaryota, Viridiplantae, Streptophyta, Magnoliopsida, Apiales, Apiaceae. The record is from RefSeq and is a predicted model, not a curated record. Bases 185 to 895 code for a protein of 236 amino acids. Gene Ontology annotation, molecular function: peptidyl-prolyl cis-trans isomerase activity.
GUAAUAUUACAAAAGGUUUUUAAGUAAAAAAUGAAUAGUAACGUCGUAAUUUUGUGCAGUCUUUGUUGUAACAGAAGUUUGAGAGCGAGAAGCGUAGAAGCACAGUGCACACAAACACUGUUCGAUCUGUUCUCGUUAAUUUAACUGAAUAUAAACUAUUUAGAAUUGAAGCUGUACUAGCUGCAUGGCUAAAAUUAAACCUCAAGCUCUACUACAGCAAAGCAAGAAGAAGAAGGGGCCUAGUCAAAUUAGUGCUAGUACAAUUGUCUUGUAUGGCGUUGUUGUCAUUCUAUUGGUUUUCUUCGGGUUAGCCUCGUACAGACAUUGGAUUCAAAGGUCCAGGGUGAUUCAGAAGACAAGGGAAGGGUUACCAAUACGUAAGAAAUUAGGUGCAUAUGACGGUUCAAAGAAAUCUGAAGUGCCCAGAUAUGCUAUCUUCAAUACUUCUAAAGGCAUGAUAACGGUGGAACUUUACAAGGACGGUGCUCCUGACGUUGUUAAUGAAUUCAUUGAUGCAUGUCAUAAUGGACAGUUCAAAGGGAUGCAAUUUCAUCAUGUGAUUAAAAAUUUUGUAAUCCAUGGAGGUGAUUCAAAAAUAAAUGGCGUUACAGAAGAUUGGACAUCUAAAGGCAGACAUUACAACCAACUGGAUACAAGUGUGAAGCAUGAUGCAUUUAUGAUGGGUACUUCUAAGGGAAAACAUGGCAAGGAAGGUUUUGAGCUAGUUAUAACUACUGCCCCAAUUCCGGAUCUGAACGAGAAGCUUAAUGUGUUCGGUCGAGUAAUCAGGGGUGAAGAUGUUGUUCAGGAAAUAGAAGAGGUUGACACAGAUGAACAUUAUCGACCCAAAUCUUCAAUAGGAAUCAUUGAUGUGAAACUGGAGCUGAAAGUUUAAAGCUCUGUCGUAAAAGGCUAUUCAUUUGCCUGGCUCCCUGUCGUUGAAGUUAUGUCAAGCAGGCAUUUUGUAGGAGUAUUUCUCAUAGGUGUUUAGAAUUUAGCAGAUCCCUUCCGCAUCUCUACUGCUAAAGUAAAUUUCGUUCAGCUCUCAUUUAGCUAUUCAUAAACCAGUUAACUUUGAUUCUUUUUAAUUCUUUUUAAUUCAGUGAUGUUUGUGAA